Messenger RNA from Aaosphaeria arxii CBS 175.79, 575 nucleotides. RefSeq lists its product as uncharacterized. NCBI's taxonomy places the organism in Eukaryota, Fungi, Ascomycota, Dothideomycetes, Pleosporales. The transcript has a single exon. The record is from RefSeq and is a predicted model, not a curated record. The coding region runs from base 203 to 535 and encodes 110 amino acids.
CUACUUUACUCAUCACCAAGAAAGGAAGAGUUAGGAGAAAAAGAGAAAAAAAAAGAGACAAUUGGUAUACUACAGACAUGCACUCGAAACAUAGACUACCCAAGAACAAAAAACAAAAAGACAUAAAAAGAGAAUGCCGCCCCUAGAGAAGAUGUUCGGAUGACAAGGUAGGAAGAAAGGAGGAAAGGAGGAAGUACAUUCGAUGCCGAAGGGAAGAAAAAUGCCAAUGCUGAUGGGUGUCGAUAUGCAGAAAUCGGGAAAACGAUGGAUGAUGCUGCUGCUGCUAAUGCUGCUGUGCCGUGCAUCGAAUGGGAGUAGUCUUGUGGGUUGGGUGUGUUUCUUUGCUUGUGUGUCGGGGAUGGGUGGGGGAGGUGGUUGUGGUUCGGUAUGGUGGAGGAGGAUAGGAGUAAGUAUUAUGAUCGGGGGUGCCUCAUUAUCAGAUCCAAGGUCAUCAGGCGUUCGAAUAUCCAAAGUAAAAAGGGGUAUCAUAAACGUCCAGUGGGUUAUUAGAAGCGAAAUGCGGUCGUGGUGGUGACGAAGAGCCCGGUGGAAUGGCUAUCCAAGAUACCACCCCC